Laccaria bicolor S238N-H82 is the source of this 930-nucleotide messenger RNA. RefSeq lists its product as uncharacterized. The coding region runs from base 1 to 930 and encodes 309 amino acids. The transcript is spliced from 7 exons. The record is from RefSeq and is a predicted model, not a curated record. Lineage: Eukaryota; Fungi; Basidiomycota; Agaricomycetes; Agaricales; Hydnangiaceae.
AUGGCGAGCUUCAUCUCCAGAUACUUGGUUUCCAAACACAAGGUUGCCUUCCAUAGGCUGUGCAAAUAUACUACCCAACAACGUGUACCGUCUAUGUGCCCGUCAGUAGCUUGUUGUUUCGAGUGGCUGACGAAAUUCUUUCAUUUAGUGACCAUGACUCCCUCUCCUCAAGUGGGGAGAAAUGGCAUCUGGCGUGGAGGUAGAUCCCCGAGAUACUUGUCACCUGCAGAGCCAUCUCCCAUUUUCUUCUACCACAAACAUGAUCUGCAUUAUGGCUUCACAAAUUUCUCUGAUCAUCCUGUCUGUUACGAACGCGAGAUGUAUCCGACUAGCGAACACCUAUUUCAAUCCUUCAAAUUUCUACCGCAUCGCCCAGAUCUUGCCAAACAUAUUCGCAGUUGCUCAUGCCCAAGUGACGCAUUGGCUAAGGCCCGACGUUUCAAAGCGUAUGUUCGUCCUGACUGGAGACGAAUCAAUAUACAAAUCAUGGACCAAGUAUUGUUGCUCAAAUUUACACAACAUCAGGACUUGAAAGAUGAGCUUCUUGCGACUGGGAAUGCCGAGCUCAUUGAGGACUCCUAUAAGGAUUCCUUUUGGGGUGUCGGAGCUGAUGGGCAAGGGCGAAAUGAGCUUGGAAAGGCACUCAUGGAUUUGCAAGAUAAACUCCACAGGACGUCAGCUCCGCAGAAUCUUGGGACUCUUCCCAGGAACACAUUCAAAAUGACCACCAUUCUCUCAACAGCCGUCCAGCACUUUCUACCUCAUCAACCUGCCAACCUUUGCCAGUAUUGCUCCCUCCAGCCUAAGUUCCAGAACCAUUCAUACUGUUCAAGGACAUGUGCUAAUGAAGCGGCCUUGCUAUGCAAUGUGGGUGAACCUGUUUCAACCCACACAGCCAACGCUGAGGCCUGCCAUCUUCACCUCGCUUAG